AUAUCCCAAAAAAAAUACUUCGUACGGAGUACCAAAUUGGCUUAGCUCAUUCAUUCAGUGACUGUAUUUGCGGUGUAUAUUUUCCUCUGAAUCGGAACCCUAUUCUCUUUCAGUCAAAGUCUCUCAUCUCAAUCGUAGCUCACCAGGAGAUUCUGGUUCCUGCAAAUCCACACUUGUGGGUGUGGAUUCAAAUUCAUGUCAAACCUUUGAUCGGAGCAGGGUAAUCUUCAUCUUAUCUUCGUCCGUGUACUUCUGAAUUACUUUCUACAGUUACUGCAUUUCAGCACUGACCUAUUCCCUGCUCCCAAUUCUCCAUUCUUUCACAUCCAGCAGGGAGGCUGUUCAAUGGAUAGCAGUUCUGGGGAAGACACGGAUAUAAGUGAUUCUGAGGUACAGGAAUACGAAGAGAAAUCAUAUGAAGAACUGAAAUGUGGGCGUCGUUCCAUUAAGGCAUCGGACGAAUCCUACAUCUGCCCUUAUUGCUCCAAGAAAAGAAAGAGAAAUUUUGCUUUCAGUGAUCUCUUGCAGCAUGCAAAUGGAGUGGGCAGUUGCAACUCAAACAAACGGACCCCAAGGGACAAGGCGAACCAUCUCGCACUGGCAAAGUACUUGCAAAAUGACGUCGCUGUUUCUGCCAGCCAAUCAAAAGCAAAAGAUGAGGUUGAAGCAGAUGCUUUAGCAGAUUGUGACCGUGACGAGAUGUUUGUUUGGCCGUGGAUUGGAAUUGUUGUGAACCUUCCAAAGCAAUUGAAGGAGGGGCGUUACGUUGGGGAGAGCGGUUCUAAACUGAGGGAUCAAUACAUAAGGAGAGGCUUCAAUCCGACAAGAGUGCGCCCCCUAUGGAAUUACCAGGGACAUUCUGGAACUGCCCUCGUUGAGUUUCACAAAGAUUGGUCAGGGUUCAGCAAUGCCAUGGCGUUUGACAAGGCUUAUGAGGCAUCUCAUCACGGGAAGAAGGACUGGCUAGCUGACAAUAAUGGAGAGAAAAAGUCUGAUCUUUAUGCAUGGGUAGCACGGGCAGAUGACUAUAAAGCAAACAACAUUGUUGGUGAAAACCUGAGGAAAAUUGGUGACCUUCGAACUGUUUCUGAUAUAAUGGAGGAAGAAGCUCGGAAGGCAAGCAAGCUUGUGUCUAAUUUGACAAAUGUUAUUGAAGAGAAAACCUUGCAUUUGAAGGAGAUGGAGAGCAAGUUUCAGGAGACGUCUGCGUCUCUCACCAUUUUGGUUAAAGAAAAAGAAAAGCUUGAUCAUGCUUAUAAUGAAGAGAUAAAAAAGAUCCAGGCAAAUGCACGGGAUCAUUUGCAGAGGAUAUUUAAUGACCACGAGAGGCAAUUGUUGCAACUGGAAACCCAAAAGAAACAGCUUGAAACCCGAGGUGCAGAACUAGAGAAACGUGAGGCUCGAAAUGAAAUUGAUAGGAAGAAACUCACGGAAGAGCGUGAACAGAAUGCUCUCCUAAACAGUUCAAUUUCUGCUGCAACGGAAGAGCAAAAGAGAGCUGAUGAAAAAAUGAUGAAAUUAGCUGAAGAACAGAAGAGGCAAAAAGAAGAGCUUCACAGAAAAAUAAUUACACUUGAGAAACAACUAGAUGCAAAACAGGCAGCUGAGCUGGAAAUUGAGCAACUGAGAGGAACACUAAAUGUGAUGAAACACAUGGGAGAUGAAGGUGAUGAGGAAGUUCUUCAGAAGGUGGAUGAACUGAUUAAGAGUAUAAGAGAAAAGGAAGAAGAGCUUGAAGCUGUGGAAGCACUAAACCAAACUCUAAUUGUUAAGGAACGGAAGAGCAAUGAUGAGCUACAAGAGGCUCGUAAAGAGCUGAUCAAUGGCUUGAAAGAUUAUCCAAGAACUUGUGCUAUUGGGGUGAAGCGGAUGGGGGAGCUUGAUUCCAGGCCAUUUCAAGAAGCAAUCCGAAGGAAGUAUUGUGAGGCAGAAGCUGACGAUAGGGCUACUGAGCUCUGUUCAUUAUGGGAGGAGUACCUAAGAGAUCCCGGAUGGCAUCCCAUCAAAGUUGUAUCUGUUGAUGGUCAAGAGAAUAAACACGAGGCUCUAAUAAAUGAAGAAGAUGAAAAACUGAAAGACCUGAAGAAGAACUAUGGGGAGGAAGUAUGCAAGGCUGUAACAGAUGCAUGGCUCGAGGUAAACGAACACAACCCGAGCGGGAGGUACAUAGUAACUGAGCUUUGGAACUAUGUACAAGGUAGGAAAGCUAACCUGAGGGAAGGCAUUGAAGUGCUUCUUUCUCUUUGGAAAAAGAAGAGAGCAACCGAGGGAUUUUGAAUAUGACUGUAUAUCUUAAUCUAGCCAGUUGGAAAGCUCUCUCAUGUGUAAGACUUGCUUAUAUAAUAUAUCUAUUUACAUUAAUAUAUAUAUCUCGGAGGAUCUAAGUCUAGUUAGGCUACCAUCUUCCAAGGCUCGAUGGAUGAAUAAGAUAUUUGCAAAAUUGAUAGAUGUUUUUUUACCUGUUUGUUGUAAUCUCGUGCCAUUAAUUAUAGAUUUAUAGUCAUC
Cuscuta epithymum is the source of this 2505-nucleotide messenger RNA. The record is from the annotation of a GenBank genome assembly. Lineage: Eukaryota; Viridiplantae; Streptophyta; Magnoliopsida; Solanales; Convolvulaceae.